This is a messenger RNA of Pelobates cultripes (western spadefoot toad), 312 nucleotides long. The record is from the annotation of a GenBank genome assembly. NCBI's taxonomy places the organism in Eukaryota, Metazoa, Chordata, Amphibia, Anura, Pelobatidae.
AUGCAGCACAGCCUUAAAGCUACACCCACCUCCUGCAGCCCAGCGGUCCAAGACCCUUCUGAAGUGGAACGGUGCCACAAAUGGACACCGGAUGAGACCCAGGUGGACCGAUACAGGUGCAAAGCAACACUCUGCAAAACUAGCACAUCUCCAGCACCACCGGGCCACACGCGGCCCACACUGUCAUGUAAAAAGGGACCCCCCAGAAACCACAGAGAAAUCACCUUUGUGCAUCGGAGAGGCAGGCGGCAGCGGGACAUGGAACCCAUAGAGACACCGACUCUCCUGCCGACCCCGGGCGGGAAAUGCUAG